Messenger RNA from Plectropomus leopardus (leopard coralgrouper), 1592 nucleotides. It is a transcript of the gene grb2b, whose product is annotated as growth factor receptor-bound protein 2b. NCBI's taxonomy places the organism in Eukaryota, Metazoa, Chordata, Actinopteri, Perciformes, Serranidae. Gene Ontology annotation, molecular function: protein binding. The record is from RefSeq and is a predicted model, not a curated record.
GAGGAAGCAGGGAGCGGAUAACCACACGACGGGGUUUGCGUUUGUCACGGUGGCAGCGUCGAAACGGAAUAUCUCGAGCGGAACCGUACUGUGACCUUUAUGUGAGGUCUAAGCCCUAAAGGAGCGGGUCAUAGACGGGAGGAGAGACUCGGAGGAAAGCAUCUGGCUACGGAAGCCUGGAUACGUGUUUUUAUUUUUUAUUCAACCCCCUGAAACGCAACUACAGCCAAGCAGUUUCCCAACAACAACCAUGGAGGCCAUUGCCAAAUACGAUUUCAAAGCUACUGCUGAUGAUGAGCUUAGUUUCAAGCGUGGAGAAGUCCUUAAGGUAUUAAAUGAAGAGUGUGAUCAGAACUGGUACAAGGCAGAGCUAAAUGGAAAAGAUGGCUUCAUUCCCAAGAAUUACAUAGAGAUGAAAGCCCAUCCGUGGUUUUUCGGGAAGAUCCCCCGGGCCAAAGCAGAGGAGAUGCUAAACAAACAGAGGCACGACGGGGCCUUCCUCAUCAGAGAGAGCGAGAGUGCACCAGGAGACUUCUCCCUCUCUGUGAAGUUCGGAAAUGACGUCCAGCACUUCAAGGUUCUUCGCGAUGGAGCUGGAAAGUAUUUCCUAUGGGUGGUGAAGUUUAACUCCCUCAACGAGCUGGUGGAUUAUCACCGCUCCACCUCAGUCUCUCGCAAUCAGCAAAUCUUCCUGCGAGACAUAGAGCAGGUCCCCCAGCAUCCCACAUACGUGCAGGCGCUCUUUGACUUCGACCCCCAGGAGGACGGCGAGCUGGGUUUCCGACGCGGAGACUUCAUCCAAGUCCUGGACAACUCUGACCCCAACUGGUGGAAAGGAGGCUGCCACGGCCAAACGGGCAUGUUCCCCCGCAACUACGUCACGCCUGUCAAUCGGAACAUGUAAACAGUCAGACCAUGUAAACAACAACAACAACAGCAACCAUCACCACCACCACCAUCAUCAUGAUCUCAUCAGCCCCCAUCCAAACCCAAACACCCCUCCACCCCUCUUCGCCAUCCCACGAUAACAGGAGCAGACAGGAAGAACGCAAACAAGAGAGAUAAAGCAGGAGUAGUGCCGUCGUAGGCGUCGCUGUGUGGGUGGCAGCUGAGCAAAAAAAAAAAAAAAAAAAUCAACUUUUACUCGCGCUGAGAACGUUCACCCUCCCCAGUGAGCGCCUCGGCGAGGACUGAACUGUCUUUGAGGGAAAUCUAAACGCAGAGAAACUAAAGAGUUAGUGCACCGACCGUGAAGAUAACCAAACGAUUCUCCCGCUCCCACAGCCGCUUCUGUCUUCUCCUUAACUUCUUAACAUUCUGCCUUUCUUUUGUGUUUUUUUUUUCCUUUGCCGCAUGUUGUUUUAAUCACCUAAAUGAAAUGCCUACCGAUAACUCUGUUUUAAAGAAGAAAAAAAAUCUAUAAAAAAGAAGAAAUGGUUUUAAAAUGUGCAAAAAAAAAACAAACAAAAGAUGCAAUCUACAGUACAGCAAGUUUCCAUGUCUAAGAUCAUUGGCACGUGAGCAUUGUACAUCAGCCGCCGGCUGUAUAAAUAAAUCAACUAUAGAGAGAAUCCAUUUUUUAAGAAUAUAUA